Sitodiplosis mosellana (orange wheat blossom midge) is the source of this 8181-nucleotide messenger RNA. Its product is annotated as serine/threonine-protein phosphatase alpha-2 isoform. The coding region runs from base 787 to 1767 and encodes 326 amino acids. Lineage: Eukaryota; Metazoa; Arthropoda; Insecta; Diptera; Cecidomyiidae. The record is from RefSeq and is a predicted model, not a curated record. Gene Ontology annotation, cellular component: nucleus; cytoplasm. The transcript has 7 exons. Gene Ontology annotation, molecular function: protein serine/threonine phosphatase activity.
UUAUGUUUCACCAUUGAACGGCAUUCUAUCACGGCUGUACAUCAUUCCACAUUUGCCGUUUCUUUUCGCCUCUGUAAACCAUCGUAAGCUGUGUGCUUGUCGUUGUCGUCGUUCUCGUCGUCGUCGUCGUCGCUGUUGCGGUAAUCGGUGUAGUUUGUGUGGUGUGUAUAGCGACACAAAAUUCGUAGUUCGUGCAUUUCGAACUUGAGUUGCGCUUGGGCCAUAAGGAAAAAAUGCUGCUUGACAAACAGUCCGCCAUAUUUAUUAAAAUCCAAUAGUACAUAAUUCGUGGUUUAAUCAGGCAGCAAUUACAGUCCGUAAAUUUUGUUUUUUUAAGUUUAUGUCGUUUGACACGUUUUAUUAAGAAAAACAAAGACGAGUUUCAGUUUUCUUCGGUUUUAAUUUUUGUUUUUUAACAAAUCCGCAACGAACUCGAGCGACCGAGAGCAAAAGAAGAGGAAAAAAAAGGAGCAAACAGUUGAAGAGCAAGCAGUUCUAACCACAAAUCGACAUCGUUCAGUUCAUUUUUUUUCCUUUAUAGUGUGUUGAACAAGCCAAGAGAACACUCGGGAAAAUAAAGGCUUUUUUUUUGUUGUAUAUUCACACAAUUUUGAACACGCUGCAUCUACAUUUUUUGUGCAAAGAGAAGUUACAUCGCUGAACAUCGAUUUGAAACUCAAUUAACGAGUGCGACUUGAACUAAAAGAAUAGAAAAAAAGGCUAAGAGCUAACCGAGAAAAAAAAAACAGUUUAACUUUUCAUACAGAAUAAGAAAAAAAAGCAAAUAUGUCAGAGGCAGUGGAUAUUGACCCUAUAAUUUCAAAAUUAUUGGAAGUACGUGGCGCACGACCUGGAAAAAAUGUUCAGCUUAGUGAGGUAGACAUCCGAAAUCUAUGCCUUAAGUCACGUGAAAUAUUUCUGUCACAGCCAAUUCUGUUAGAAUUGGAAGCUCCGCUGAAAAUAUGUGGUGACAUUCACGGACAGUAUUACGAUUUGCUGCGUCUAUUCGAAUACGGUUGCUUUCCGCCACAAUCAAAUUACCUAUUUUUAGGCGAUUACGUUGAUCGUGGAAAACAAUCACUUGAGACAAUAUGCCUGUUAUUGGCAUACAAAAUAAAAUUCCCGGAAAAUUUCUUCUUGUUACGGGGGAAUCAUGAAUGCGCUAGCAUUAACAGAAUUUACGGAUUUUAUGAUGAGUGCAAACGUCGCUACACUAUAAAGCUAUGGAAGACGUUUACAGACUGUUUUAACUGUUUGCCAGUUGCUGCUAUUGUUGAUGAGAAAAUCUUCACGUGUCACGGUGGACUCAGUCCUGAUCUUGCUUCAAUGGAACAAAUUCGUCGAAUCAUGCGACCAACAGAUGUACCAGACCAGGGUUUGUUGUGCGAUUUAUUGUGGUCCGAUCCAGACAAAGACACGAUGGGAUGGGGUGAAAAUGAUCGUGGCGUUAGUUUUACAUUUGGUGCAGAGGUUGUAAAUAAAUUCCUUCAGAAAAACGAUUUCGAUUUGAUAUGCCGAGCUCAUCAAGUUGUAGAAGAUGGAUAUGAAUUCUUUGCCAAGCGACAACUGGUAACGUUGUUCUCAGCUCCAAAUUACUGUGGUGAAUUCGACAAUGCAGGAGCCAUGAUGUCCGUAGACGACUCAUUGAUGUGCUCGUUCCAAAUUUUGAAGCCUGCCGACAAACGUAGGUAUGUGUAUGGAGCCAACUACACUGGAAGACCUAUUACCCCACCUCGUGGCGCUAAUAAUAAAAACAAAAAGAAAUAAACAAAACAGAAAAAAAAAUAUUAAUACAUUUACAAAUACACGAAACAGUUCUAUUUUACACUUACAAAGAUCAUAAAAUAUUUAAACAACAAAAAACAGAAAACAAACCGAAAAAACACACACACUCACUCACUCACUCGAUUUAAAACCAGAGAAAAGGAACAUUCAACAAAAAAAAAGAAAUGAGAAAGAGAGAGAAUUAUAAAAGAAAUGCAUAAAACACACUCUCGCUCGUAUCGUUGUUGUUAAAAUCUUUACUAAAACAAACAGAAAGAAAGAGAUAAAGUAACUAAAGAACUGAUAGCCGUCUAUCAUGCCAAUUUGUGUUUUUUCUUCUUUUAAUUUUUUCGUUGUUUUCAAAUCCUCAAGAUCAAAAGAAAAAAACACAACAAAUCCCCAUCCGUGUGCUCACUUGCGAAAUAUGUGUGCCAGUAUAUAUACCUUCAAUAAUCUCAAAAUCUCAUCCAUCGUUAAAAUGCCAUAAAAAACGAAUACACACAAGCACACCUAAUAACACACUACCAUUGAAAAGAAAACGAAAACAAACAAUACGAAUCUUAAACACAGAAUUGAUCUGGAUACACAUGCAGAAAAACGGUCCGCUUUUUUUCAAACGGGCUUUAAUUGUUGUUCAACUAUUUUUUUCUAAUCGAAUAAAGUUUUUUUAAUUGUUUCAAACUCAAAUUGUUAAUCCCGCUGAAUCAAAUGAAUCGAAUAAAGUUUAGUUGAUUGUUUUUUUUUAAAUAUAAAAUAAAAAGAAAAAAGCAACAGCAAAAAAGCAACAAAUUUAUUUGAGAAUAAAAAAUGCGAAAAAAAAUUAUCGAUGUUUGUUUUCUGCAUUUGUUUUGUGAUGAAGAAAAAAAAAAUUCCAAUUGAAUGGAAGCGCAGCGCUUUGUUUGCUGUUUGUUUUUGUUGCUUUCGAUAAAUAUGAUUCGCUUUCAUUCGUCCAUCGGUACGAUAGUGAUGAUGAUGCGCCGAUUCCGAUUGUGUUCUGAUACGUGCCGAUAUUAUUAUAUCUUAUAGGCACUUAUUAGUGCCUAUUGAAUAGAAUGUCGAUAACCUCUAUGUCAUACGAGUGAAAGAGACAAAGAGAACAAAUCGAUGUUUAUCGACAGCUUCGUCCUUGCAAACUUUCCAAUAUUACAGCGAGAAAGAUGAAAAACAGGCCGAAGACGAAAGAAAAACAAAAAUUUUAUGAAUAUUGAUUCAAUUCGAUUUAAUGCUGGCUACAGCCAGACACCGUUCAUGCAUUAAAAAUGCAUGAAAAGUGGAUAGAAAUGGCAUACAUCGCUCAUUUUCUCUCAGCAAAAUUGUGCACUUGGACACAUAAUUCGAUGUAUACAAAUGCCAUGGCACAUUCGACGCAAUUUCAUUUGAGUUUGUUGCCAUGCAGUUAAAUCGCUCUUUUUUUACUGCUGCUGCUGCUGCUGCUGUGGAAUCCGGCGCAUCUCACAAUUUCUUUUGUUAUUUCCAUUCAUUUUUUUCUUCUACUAACUCAUUACCAAGUAAAUGGCAUUUACAUCCACUCAAAUCAAUUCGCACACACUCUCAUAUCACAAACAAAAGCCGCAAACACUUACGCAAAAAUGUGCGACAACAACAAUAACGAAACAACACACAUACACAUUCCUCUUUUUUUCCAAGUUUGUAUCAUCUUGUGUAUCGUUCGAAUCGGCUGUUUGUACCAAGUGUCUGUUUUGUUCUCUUUCUACCUAGUUUUUUUUUUCAUUUGAAACUCACAUAAAAAUACAGUUGUUUUUGGUUCAUUUUCUUCUUUGUUUGUGGUAAAAUCGGAUCUUUUUGUUCAGACAUUUAAUUGCUUUUGUUGUGUGUUUGUGUAUGGCGAUUUUAAGUUUUAAGAUAUUUAACCAUAUUCGGUUCAUAUGUUAUUUGUUUCCCCCCGCCGGUUGUUGUUCGAUUUACGUUUUUUUUUCAUUUUGAUUUCGGCGAAAUUUGUGCGAAACGCCAAGGUAAUCCGUUAUUUUGUUGUUAGACAUAUAUAUCUAUGUUUCUUCUUCUACUUUUGAAUUUUGUUUUUUUUUAUCCUCCUUGUAUUGCCCAUAUAUAUUUCUUCUAUUUUACUUCGGAAAUAGAUCACUAUGAAGUCACAUCUCUGUCAAGUCUUCACACAAUUUACAAAAUGAGCACACUUUUCGCGCCGAGAAAUUUUUGCACCCAUCUAUGGUGAUAGACGAUUUGAAACGCGAAUUACCAAUAUUUCUCAUUUUUGUCUCGUCAGUGCAUUUCUGCAUCGAUUCAUCGACGCACACAUACACACAUUUCGCACACUCACACACAAAUUUUUAUGGACUUUGGUUACGGCUAUUUAUUUAAAUUUAGAAAUUUUAUAAUAACGACGAAAAAAGCAUAAACAAACACCGAUGAUCGGCCCGAUGCAAAUUGUCAAAAAUGCAACGAAAAACGGUUUUUUGUUGGAUUAAAUUUUUUCUGGCUUUUUACAAAACAAACGAAAAUUUAUACACGCGUCGUACCUUUUUUUCUGGUUGUUGUUACUGUAUGCAUUCUGUACAAAUCUAUUUUUGAUUUAAAAAAAAUUUCGGAUCAGUCUUUUUUUGUUCAAUCUCGUUUUUUUUAAAAUCACAAUCCUUGUUUAAAUGUUGAAUUUUAGAACAGUACAAAUGGCCUCAGAGCUGAAACAGUCAGCCUGACUGUAAUUUUUGUUUCCAAUAUUUUUAUUCUAGUUUGAGUAGUGUUUUUGUUUAUCUUAGUUGUUUUUUUCUUCUUUCGUUUGAAAAUGGUAGUUUGAAAUGUUAUCGUAGAAAUUUCUCGUGUUUUUUUUUCUCAUUGCAUUUGCGCACAAAGCAAAAUACCAAAGAUCAAUCGAACUCAUUUCAGUAGCUCAUUCUUGCCAUGCAGGCCGCUCUUCAGCCGCAUUCAUUUGAAAAUCAUUUAUAAUUUCUUUCUAUUUUCUUCGUUCAUCGUUCGAUGAAUCAUCAAUUAGUCAAAAAUAAUCGAUUUUUUUCUACCCAGUAACGAGAAUUUUCAACGAUAAUUGCUUUUAUUUCAAUCCCAAAACAAGCACAUUCCAAUCGAAUUUUCCUUUUUUUUAAACACUCAGAAUGCAAUAGCAACAAUAACCAAAAGAAAAAAACAUAAUCUAUUUGUUUAGCGUCUGUUUUCUUCUUUAACUUAAAACAUCCACUUUUCCUAUCUAGUUUAUUUGUUUAUUUUGUUUUUCUCUUUAAAAAACACACACACAUACAAUAUAUUUUUUUAUAUAUUAAAUCAAAAUUAAAAACAAAUAAAUAUUUUUUCUCUAUAUGUAUAUUAUCAUAAUCAUUAAUUGCUUUCCAUUUGAUUUCAUUUAGAUUGACAAUGAAUAAAAGAAAAUAAACAAAUCAAUCCCCCCCACGCGGUUCAAAUGAAUUUCCAUAACGCACAACACACAAACAUGGCAGCAAUAACUAUAUCCAAUAAAUGAAACAAACAAAACAAAUAGAAAUGAAACAAAGAUUUAAAAAAUCCAAUGCAAAAUCAUUGUAAUCGCAUAAUUGAGAAAAAGAAAUACCCACAACAACAACAACAACAACAGCAACCACAGCAAAUUUGAAAAAAAAAACUAAAUUCACACUUACACACACAAACACCCAAGAAAAGAAAGAAAAAAAAAACCAAGCGUAAUUCGUAUGUGUCGAAUUCAAUCAGGCAAAAAUAAAAGCAGAAAGCAAACAAAGUGAAUUGUCGAAUGAAUGAGAGAAAGUGAAGCAAAGAACCAACCAAGAUGAUGAGAAAAGAACACUGUAAGCUAAAUAAGAACAAAGCAUUUGAACACUAUGUUUCACAUUAGAAAGCAAAAAAAGUAGAAAAAGAAAAUAACGAAGAACAUUGUACUAGAGACACAGACAUAUACACAGUCAAUGAGAUCGGCUGAACCGAGACACAAGGAUCCGAAUGGUGAAACUAUUGCUAUUAGCUGAAACUAAUUUAUGGAAAAUCAUUUCAGAAGAUGAAACAACAACAACAUUGUAACAAAGAUACAAACAAAACAAAAACAACAAAUAUUAAAUACUAUAAUUAAUCUAACAUUGAUGAACGAUAUUUAUUUGAAAAUAAACUAAUGAAGAAAAAAAACAAUUGAAAUGUUGUAGUAACAAUUGUAAUAGAUGCAAACAACAACAUCAGCAAAAAUUAGAGUUCAGCAAAAAUGGCAAUUGUUGUGGACACAUUCAUAAAUAAUAGAAGAAGCAUCCAACCAAUCCUAACAGUCAUUUGUUCCAUAAAAAUAAACAUUUUUUUUUCUUAUUUUCUUUUGCCAAUGUUUUUUUCUCUAAAAAAAUCAUUUCUUCACAUUUCGAAACAAAAAUAAAUCGCUUGAAAUAAUUUUGUUCAUGAAUUCAAAUAAACAAUAAGAAAUCAAUCGUGUCCGUUUUAUUCAGUUUGCAUUGACGCAUUACAACACAAAUAACAUGUAAAACCACUUAAAUAGCAGCAACAACACUCACACAGAGAGACAACAGCAACAUGGAAAUUUAAAUUGAAUGGAAUAACAACAACAACAACAACAAAUGAAACAAAUCCAAUUAAUGGCGAAGAAAAAAACAAAUUAUUACGAGAAAAAAAAGUUAAAACUAAUUCAACAAUAAAAAAAAAAAUAUUAUAUUAUGGAAUAAUUAAUUAUGUAAUUCUAUGUAUUAGACGAAGGAUGGACAAGUAGGAGAUGAGAUAAAUAAUAAAUGAGCAAAUAAAAUAGGUUUAAAUGAAAAACUGAAUGAAACUAAUAAAUGUGUAGUUCACAUGGCAUUCAUUGACACGUUAAGUAAUAACAACAAAGUGAAAAAACGAAGAAGAAUUAUCGGGAUCAGCACGAGCGCAUGCAUCAAAGCGAUUAUUGGCGCGCGGCUUUUUUCCCCUUUCAAAAUGAAACCAAAACGAACCAAAACAUCCAAGAUAUCCCGUCGUCAUAUAAUAUAUCAUUUUCGCCACACUAAUCAAUUUUUCCGAUCGUUAGACAGUUCACAUGACCACGACGAAUUUCGUAACACAAACACUUCAAUCGGGGUUUUCACAAUCAGAGCAAGUGUAUCCAAGGAAUGGCCGUUUUUAUUUUCUUGACACAAAGCGAUAACGAAUGAAAUUUGAAUGAAAAAAUCGAUUCAAUGAAAUGGAAAAACCGCAGAAAACUCUAUUUAAAAGCAACAGAGUUCUGUUUUCAAAAGAAUAAACACUAAAAACAACAAUUUAGCCGAUAAUCAAUUCAAAAUAGUACAUAGAUUAUGAGAAUAUGAUGGGCAUAUUCUUCAUGUUGUCGUUUAUUUUGACAAAAUUGCAAAUUAUUACUUGGCAACAACAACAACAACAACAAAAUAUACGUCUCAUUCGUAAUGACUACUUAAUAUCUCUGAAUCAAUAUGCAAACACACAGAACAACAACAACAAAAAGAUAAACUCAUGAAUUUACAACUACAAAAUUAGUUUGAAAAACAACUGCAUAAGAACUAUAGCACCAUCCAUAUACCAACAAGUAAUUCACCUCUCAUUACCAAAACAAUGAUGAUGAUUCAAUGCUUCGGAGAAUUUGAGAAGUAGAAAAAUAAAAAUUCGAACCAUAAAUUUUAUGAUUGUUUUGUUGUUCAGUGAACAAUGUUCACUAUUCACUUCUCAUGAGAGAUACAAAUUAUUUAUUCUUGUUUGGAUUUAAAUUAUAAAUUAAAUGAAGGAAAAAAAUUCACAAAAUCACACACACAUCCAUAACUACAAAAUACAGGCUCAUAGGAUAAUAAUUACAGUAAACAUUUAUGCAAAAGAAGAAACAAAAUUUAUGGCAUGGUGUGUACAUGAAAUUGUCAUAUCGUUUUAUUCUGCACAUUUACAACCUGUUGAGACGCGACAGUUUUUUCAGUCGAACUCUCUAUCUUUCGGUUUCGUUUGUUUUUCAUAAUUGUUUUUUUCUUUUCGUUUCCUCCUUAAUUUUUUAACAACAACAACAAAAACAUACGAUCGGAGUGUAUCCGCUUCGCACCAUUCUUCUAUUUCUUUUCUUAGAAUUAUUUAUAAUUUCCCUCCCGUUGACGCGUUCAUUAUAAACAGACGAGAGAGAAAUAAAAAAAUCCAUCAAAAUGAAAAUCUAGUUCGAUUAUUUGUAUGAACUUAGGAAAAUGAUGCAAAUAUUCUUCUUUUAAAUAAAAAUAAAACGAGCGAAAUAAAACUAAACAAAAAAUGGAUUUUUUAAAAACACAAUCAUUAUUAGCAUAAUCAAACACUUUUUAUUUAGUUCAUGUUUAAUUUUAUUUUAAUUUUUACAACAAGAAGAUGAUGAUGAAAUAGAAAAAAUGAGAACUACAAAUUGUACGAUCGACACAUGUGUAAAUUGUAUUCAUGUAGAGACAACAAAAAAGAAACGGAAAAUGUGCGCGAAAUUGAAAGAAAUAAAAAACACAUUGAAAGAACAACCAA